Messenger RNA from Prinia subflava (tawny-flanked prinia), 911 nucleotides. RefSeq names its product NADH:ubiquinone oxidoreductase subunit A6 (gene NDUFA6). Gene Ontology annotation, biological process: response to oxidative stress. NCBI's taxonomy places the organism in Eukaryota, Metazoa, Chordata, Aves, Passeriformes, Cisticolidae. The transcript is spliced from 3 exons. The record is from RefSeq and is a predicted model, not a curated record. The coding region runs from base 47 to 421 and encodes 124 amino acids.
CCUGCGCGUUCCCGCGGGCGGCCGGGAAGGUGGAGGCGGCAGCAAGAUGGCCGUGGCGGGUAAGGGAGUGGUGUCGGCCGCCGUCAAGCCAAUCUUCAGCCGGGACCUGGGCGAAGCGAAGCGGCGCGUCAGGGAGCUGUACCGGGCGUGGUACCGCGAGGUGCCCAACACAGUGCAUCUAUACCAGCUGGACAUCACAGUGAAACAGGGACGUAACAAGGUGCGAGAAAUGUUCAUGAAGAAUGCUCACGUUACGGAUCCACGCGUGAUAGACAUGCUGGUUAUUAAGGGGAAAAUGGAGCUUCAAGAAACCAUUCAUGUCUGGAAGCAGAGGACUCACGUCAUGAGGUACUUCCAUGAGACGGAAACCCCGCAACCUAAAGAAUUUCUGUCCAGAUUCUAUGCGGGCCACAGUCCCUGAGAAACUGACUCUGUCUACCUGCCUUAUAUUACAAAUAAAGUUCUAUACAAUAGGAAAAAUCCAUAUAAAGAGAUUCUCUAACAUCUUAGGAGCCUAAUGACUAGAUGAAACCAGUGCAUGUGCAAGUGAUUAUGAUCUGUUUGAAGAGCUGUAAUUUCCUAGUUUUUGCCAGUGUGUAUUUUCAGUGGAUGGCAUUUAUCCCAUCACUUGCCCUGGGAUGUCUGCUGAAUAACCACAACACAACCUGGCUGUGGGUUUUUGUGCUUAGCCUGCAGCCUCAUCUGUAGAUGGCACUGUGAGGAAAAAGGCAGGCCUUCAGAAAAGCCACCAUACUCACAGAAAUAUUCUUGUGCUUGAGGUACCUGUGUACUCAUGCAGUAUCUUGCAAUUUCAUUUCUUUGUUGACCUUGGUUUUUUUAUUAGGCAUAGUUUCUCACAGAGAAUAUAUAAAAUCCAGUAGGCAAAUAAAUCCUUGUGCAUUAAAACAUCA